GCUUGACUCUUGAGAUUUGAUUUGGGGGAUCCGGAGAAGUUUCUCCGGUGUUGAGUUGGCACUUUUGGGAGAGCAAAGAUGCUUCCUGGAGCGCUCGCCGUGUUACUGACUUUCUUGAGCCUCUCUGAGAGCAAACAAAAAGACUUUUACACUUUUAAAGUGGUGAACAGCAGGGGGAAGUUAGUGUCCCUGGAAAAGUACCGAGGUUCGGUGAGUUUGGGUCCGAAAAGCUGCAUGUUUUCGAUGUAAGAUUAUGACAUGCAUGUUUGCGCAUUUACUCCAACAAGCCUGUCUGCACGUCUGCAUGAAUGAUUUUGUCUUCACUUCUCCCUCUUGACAAACUCUUGGUUUGUAGAUGUAACCUAACUAACAGCUGAGGAUCAGACUCUCUCUAGUUCGGUCCGGAUGGUCCAUCAUGUAGCCCCCGUUAGCCUACGUGGCAGGAGGCCUGCAGAGCUCCCCUUUCAUUCAUACAAGGUACGGAUCACACAAACCGGAUUAUCUCUAAUCCCCAUACAAAAGACCGAGUAAGCAUUGACCUGUUACUACUGCAGGCAUCAUUCAGCCUUUGUUAAUUACUUCAUUUGAUUAGGAUCAUUAAAGCCUCGGGUUUGGCUGGUCUGUUCAGUGAAAAUUAACCCUCCUAUUAUCCUAAAAUAUUACUUACACAUUUUACCCUUGAGAUCAAUCUGACUCCAGGUUUAUUUGCCUCCAGAAAAUGAUUUACAUGCAAUUGUUGACCAAGAGUUUUUGUCAGGCGCUUUGUUUAUUUGUUGAGUACAUAAAUAACCCCUGAAGAACAGAGACUGUGUAUACUGUGGACAGUGGCGGUCUUACCAUUAGGCAACACUAGGUGGUUGCCUAGGGCCCCGAGUUUCUGGGGGCCCCCUAAAACCCCUCAUACUUAGGUUAAUAGAGGUUUUACUUAUUUGCCCUCAUUAAUGAUGUUUUUGAUAAAAUCCAUUCGCUAGAAUGCAGGCAGAGUUCUUAUCGGAUUAUGUGUGUCUCGGGGGAUCAAAAUAUACAAAAACAAACGCGCAAUCCAAGAGAGACGAGAAGAGAAUGGAAGAGAGAGAAAGAAAAGAGACGAUAAAAAUAAGUUUCCCCAGUGGUGCUGAAAAAAGGGGAAAAGAGGGAGGACAGCAAAAACUGAUAUCAAAGUGACAGAAGGUGACUGAAUUUUUUACCGCAAGUGAUACGUCGUCGACCCUCCCCUUAAGGAGGGUCAGUCAUGUGGAGAUGAUGAACAGCUAGUGAGUCCUCCAAGGGGUAAUUUUUUUCUAUAUUGAAAAGUAUUUAAUUAAGUUAUGCACGAAAAACAUUAAAAAUAUUUAACUUCCCCGUCGGUGUGAUAGCUUUGAAUGAAUACUGCUUUAAUGUGUGUUAUCAUGUACUGACAUUUUGGGUUGAGCUCGUUUUAAUCAAAUUUAGGUACUGUUGGGCAGUUUAAGCAACUGUCAUAUUUAUAGCAUCACUAUCUCACAUCUCAUCUCUCCUGUGAGAUUUAGAGACUUGAAGACAGUCCGGUUGUUUUUUAUGUAAUACAGAUAAUUUUUUGAUUCCCUGGAAAAAAUAACAACAAUAAACAAAAUGAAAAACAAACAAGCAUCAGCUAUCAGCCAAAUUGUUUUUUUAAACAAAGGUAUUGCCCAUAAUUUCACAAUCAGUGCAUCCCUUGAAUAAAGAAUAAGGAGGGCCCUAUGCCCCAUGCCUGCCUUUGCGUAGGGCCCCCAAAUUCCUGAGUCCGCCCCUGACUCUCCAUUUCCUGAAACCAACAUUGCACAGUAGCGUUGUACGCACUCCACCACUUGUGCAGUAGCGUUGUGCACAUUCGGCGGGAGAGUCGUGGUGAUGUUGCUCGGCUUAUGCGUAUGCCUCUGGCGCGAUAUUGUUUUUUGUAAGAUGGUAGGGGGAAAGUCCCGCCCUUUGCCUCUGAUUGGCUAGAAAGCACUUUAUGGUGUUUUUAAUGAAACAUCAGCUAGUGGUCGUAUACACACACACAGGACCUCUUUGGAUACGCGGCAGGAUCAAACAAAAGUCAAACCAAAGCAAAGCAAUGCCAUGCUAUGAUGUAAUGCCAUACGAUGCAAAGUGAAGCGAAGAAAAGCAAAGCGGUCAACAAAAAUUACUGCAACCCCGCUCCCCUCUCUCCACCUGACUGCAGGUAAGCCACGUCUUUUCAUAACUACCUGGCGUUCAUCUGUGACCCAAGUUCCCGUUUGUUGCCACAGCAACCACAAACACCACGUAACACAUACCGACUUAUCACCUUACAGCUCCUACACUGCAUGUAGGGAAGGGACGAGCUGCUGCUGUUGUUUCUGUACUAACAUACUCCACUGUUUCUAUGCUGUGAUUUUAGGGGCAUGCAUGUCUUUGGUAUGGUUGGUCUUCAGUGGGAAAGCCAGACAUUAUCUUCAAAGCUAAUAGUAUGAGAAUCUAACUGCAGUUUAGAGAGAGGCUGAAUUAAUGGGACAAUCUAAAACCGUGGUUAUUCAGUAACAAGGCCAGUCAGGCCAAUUACAGCAGACACUUGUUCUGUGCCUCUGAUGUUCAAGGAUGGGAUCAGUUUUUCAAAGUCACAGCAAUUCUUCAUCCUUGUUUUUGACUUUAAGGCUUGAAACAGUUUAAUUCGGGUUACUUUGCUUUUAGGUGUCCUUGGUGGUGAAUGUCGCCAGUGAAUGUGGCUUCACAGAGGAACACUACAAAGACCUGCAGCAGCUCCAGCGGGACUUUGGACCAUAUCACUUCAAUGUGCUGGCCUUCCCCUGCAACCAGUUUGGGCAUCAAGAGCCGGGGAGUGACAAAGAGAUUGACAGCUUUGUGCGAAGAGUCUACGGCGUCUCCUUCCCUCUGUUCAGUAAAAUUGCUGUUGUUGGAACUGGAGCCAACAAUGUGUACAAGUACCUUGUGGGUGAGUAAGAUGUGCAGGUGAACAGGUUUGGGUUUGCUUAUGUGUCAUAUAAGAUGUUUUUUUUCCAUUUCUUUGCUUAAAACAGUUGACAGAUCAGAUUAAACAUGCUUGUAAAGAAUGCUGCUGCAGUGCAUAGACAUGGGAAUAUUUUGCAAAAUCCAGGAGUCAGACUCUAGACUGAAAUGCUCCCUUGCUCACCCCAUAAGGGGAAACAACGGUGGCCUUAGAGGACAAGAAGCUCACGUGAUACACUUUAAGUAUCAACUCCUACUCACUGUGCAUUGACAUGAUUACAGUUGAUCCUUUAAAGGUUUGGAAAUAAGAGCUGUAUCCAUAACAACAGUCUGUUUUUCAAGACAGCGGUUUGCUACCAAGGACUGACAGACCGCUGCUAUAGUUCAGCGUCAUUUGAUGAGCAGUCAGAAUAACUAUAAAGAGCCAUGACAAAAGUAAUACAAAACCCAAUUGAAGUUGGGAAAUUGUGAUAAACGUAAUUCAAAACAGAAUACAAUGGUUUGCAAAUCCUUUUCAACCUAUAUUCAAUUGAAUACACUACAAAGACAAGAUAUUUAAUGUUCAAAUUCAUAAACUUUGUUGUUUUUUGCAAAUAAUAAUUAACUCAGAAUUUCAUGGCUGCAACAUGUGCCAAAGAAGUUGGGACAGGGUCAUGUUUACCUCUGUGUUACAUCACCUUUCCUUUUAACAACACUCAAUAAAUGUUUGAGAACUGAGGAGUCUAACUGUUGAAGCUUUGAAGGUGGAAUUCUUUCCCAUUCUUGCUUGAUGAUCAGCUUCAGUUGUUUAACAGUCCGGGGUCUCCGUUGUCGUAUUUUACGCUUCAUAAUGCUCCACACAUUUUCAGUGGGAGACAGGUCUGGACUGCAAGCAGGCCAGUUGAGUACCCGCACUCUUUUACUACGAAGCCACGCUGUUGUAACACGUGCAGAAUGUGGCAUGACAUUGUCUUGCUGAAAUAAGCAGGAAGGGCAAAAAAGAUGUUGCUUGGAUGGCAGCAUAUGUUGCUUCAAAACCUGUAUGUACCUUUCAGCAUUGAUGUUGCGUUCACAGAUGUGUAAGUCACCCAUGCCUUAGGCACUAACGCACCCCCAUACCAUCACAGAUGCUGGCUUUUGAACUUUGCGUCAAUAACAGUCUGGAUGGUUCUUUUCCUCUUUGGCCCAGAGGACACAACGUUCACUAUUUCCAAAAACAAUUGUAAAUGUGGACUCGUCAGACCACAGAACACUUUUCCACUUUGCAUCAGUCCAUCUUAGAUGAGCUCGGGCACAGAGAAGCCGGCGAGGUUUCUGGAUGUUGUUGAUAAAUGGCUUUUGCUUUGCAUAGUAGAGUUUUAACUUGCACUUACAGAUGUAGCUGCGAACUGUAUUUUCUGAAGUGUUCCUGAGCCCAUGUGGUGAUAUCCUUUACACACUGAUGUCGGUUUUUGAUACAGUGCCGCCUGAGGGAUCGAAGGUCACGGACAUUCAAUGUUGGUUUCCGGCCGUUCUGAUUACAUGCAGUGAUUUCUCCAGAUUCUCUGAACCUUUUGAUGAUAUUAUGGACCGUAGAUGUUGAAAUCCCUAAAUUCCUUGCAAUUGUACUUUGAGAAACGUUGUUCGUAAACUGUUCGGCUGUUUGUUCAUGCAGUUGUUCACAAAGUGGUGAACCUCGCCCCAUCCUUGCUUGUGAAUGACUGAGAAUUUUUGAGGAAGCUGCUUUUAUACCCAACCAUGGCACCCACCUGUUCCUAAUCAGCCUGCUCACCUGUGGGAUGUUCCAAAUAGGUGUUUGAUGAGCAUUCCUCAAACUUUUCAGUGUUUUUUUCCCCCCUCUCCCAAAUUCUUUGUCAUGUGUUUCAGCCAUGAAAUUCUAAAGUUAAUUAUAAUUUGCAAAAAAAAUAAAGUUCAUGAGUUUGAACAUUAAAUAUCUUGUCUUUGUAGUGUAUUCAAUUGAAUAUAGGUUGAAAAUGAUUUGCAAAUCAUUGUACUUUGUUUUUAUUUACGUUUAUCACAAUUUCUCAACUUCAAUGGAAUUGGGUUUUGUAGAUCAUGGAAAGUAAUAGCCAUAAAAGUGCCCAGGUUUAAAAAUACUAUCAAACAGCCCUCAAAACAAGUGAUGAAUACCAAAUUACUUACAAACUGAAAUGGAAUACACUGAACCAGAAGCCUUAAUGUGGACUUACUCUCUUAUUCUCUGCAGAAUCUUCUGGAAAGGAACCUGACUGGAAUUUCUGGAAGUAUCUCAUUGAUGUAAACGGCAAAGUGGUGGAUGCAUGGGGACCUAAAGUUCCUGUCAAAGAACUCCGACCGAAAAUAGCUGAAAUGGUGCGGCAGAUAAUCUUGAAGAAGAAAGAAGAGCUUUAACUUCUGAAGAAAAAUGCCUUGACUGUGCAGCCUCCUCAGUACGAAUAUUUGCUGUGUUUGUACAGUAAACCAAAGAGAUGAACUGAGCACAUUCAUGUCACUUGUUCAAUCUGUCUUUGUUUAAAAAAAAGUCUUAAAGUGAGACCAUGUUGUACUUUCUGAAAGCACUGAGCAGACACCACUAUGUUUUCACAUUAAAUGUCAAGUUUUAAAUCAGUGUGACAGUUGAAAACGGUUAAAGUCCUCCUGCACUUCGACGGGUACAAGAAAGUAAAGACGUCUUUGCAGCAUUGACAAAUGAUGUAACUAUUAUGGAAAAAUACCAGAGGGAAAAUGUCAAAAUUUCCAGCGGUGUUACUCUAAAUUUUUUCACAAUGAUGCCCAAAUUACUCUGGAUAAUUAAACAUAAGGGACACAAUAUUUUGCGUGUGAAGGUUGCCUCAAACUUGAUAAAAUUAACACAAAAAUUCAUAAAUCAGAAAAGCUUUAUUGAACAGUGCAGAAUACCCAAUGUCGUUAACCUAAGUACAUCUAAGUAAUAAUAUUUAUGUGACAGAGCAGUAGGUACGACAGAGCACCGAGCCACAGUAAGGGACUCUUUGUAAAGAUUUGGGGGGAAUAAAGUCAUAAUAAAGCAAAGUCUUAUUGUUCUGGGAUGAAAUUUAUAUUAUUAUGGCCAAAAGUUGUGAUUAAGUCACAUCACUACAUGAAUAAAGUCUUAGUAAAGUCAUACUACGAGAAUAAAUUUGUUAUACAUGGAGAUUAAAGUCACACUGAGUAGAGAAUAAAGCUGCAGUAUAGUAUAUAAAGUUGUUCUGCUCAUUAACUUGUAUCCUCUUUCAAAAAAGUAUUACCUGCUUAACUGUUGACUAAAUUAACCACCUAAUUAUUGGAAUAUAAUGACUUAAUGCUGAAAAUAACAUAACUUUACAAAGGCUUUGUUCUUCUAACAACAGGACUUAAAUCUCAGAACAAUAAAAUAUGAUUUUGUCAUGACUUUACUCUCACAACAUGAAGAUUUUUUUUAAAAAGCUAACACUUCACAUGAAUCCACCUCUUUUAAUGCGUCACCAGCACAUUAUAAAGCCUUAUAACUGCAUCUACAAGGCCCAAUUGCAUUCGUAAGGCUUUAUAAAUGUGCAUAUGAUGCAUUAGAAAGGGUGAGUUCAAAUAAAGUGGUACCAAAAA
Xyrichtys novacula (pearly razorfish) is the source of this 6465-nucleotide messenger RNA. The record is from the annotation of a GenBank genome assembly. Lineage: Eukaryota; Metazoa; Chordata; Actinopteri; Labriformes; Labridae.